Messenger RNA from Mesocestoides corti, 648 nucleotides. NCBI's taxonomy places the organism in Eukaryota, Metazoa, Platyhelminthes, Cestoda, Cyclophyllidea, Mesocestoididae. The record is from the annotation of a GenBank genome assembly.
AUGAUGGAGGACGUGGUGCGUUGUCCGCGCGCGGGAUGCAGUGGCACCUGCUUGGCUGACGACGAGUACUUGGCUCGCUGCCCCGUUUGCCGGCACGCCUUCUGUCCACAGUGUCUGCGGCUAUACCACCGUGGAACUGAGUGCAAACAGGCGGCCACCGCGGAUGCUGGUGAGAGUGAAGACGAAGAAGAAGAGGAAGACGACGGCGAUGGCAAAGGUGAGUCCUUUGCCGACAUGGUUUGGCAUAAGUGCCAGUGGAAUUGGGUGUUGCGGUGGUGUGUAAUGCGUGACGCCGCACUUGGAGGUGGUGGUGUGUCCUCGUUUGCGAUUUGGUGGAUGGAAGAAGGCCAAGUUGAGGAGAUAGUGGAUGGUUUGUUUGUCAAGACAAUGCGUUGCACAGCUCUUGGAUUUGGUAAACGCGGUUGUGAAGGUGAUUUGCACGUUGUUGUUGCUUUAGAGGACAACGGCGCAAUCUUGUGGCGGAUAGCCCACGAACCGGAUCCCGCGAAACGUAGGCUGCUCUUAGAGCGACAGUUGCAGUUGGCGGGCUCAAAUAUGGCCGACGAUCUCGUUGCAAUGAAGUUCCGCUCUCAGAACUUCCAUCGCUGUCCGACUUGCAGGCUAUUUGUUGACGUGAGUGUUUUUUGA